This is a messenger RNA of Branchiostoma belcheri (Belcher's lancelet), 891 nucleotides long. Its product is annotated as F-box/LRR-repeat protein 15-like. Gene Ontology annotation, biological process: SCF-dependent proteasomal ubiquitin-dependent protein catabolic process. Gene Ontology annotation, cellular component: SCF ubiquitin ligase complex. The transcript has 3 exons. Lineage: Eukaryota; Metazoa; Chordata; Leptocardii; Amphioxiformes; Branchiostomatidae. The coding region runs from base 1 to 891 and encodes 296 amino acids. The record is from RefSeq and is a predicted model, not a curated record.
AUGGCGUCUGGGCAUGGUGCUGAAAAGUUUACAAUAUUAGAUGUUCUACCGUGGGAGGAUGUCCUGAACAGACAUGUCCUGCCCUGUCUGUCCCUCCCGGACCUGUUCCGCCUCCGACAGACCAACUCCCAGGCUCUACAUCUCGUCACCACCUUCUUCUGCUCCACCUUCAAGAUCGACCUCUCUCCUUACAGCAGUAAGAUCACUCCUGACGCCUUCCGAUUGAUUCUCGGAGAAAACAGCGUCCUGAAUGUCCUCAUUUUAUCCGGUUGUAAAAACUGGCUCACAGACAAACUACUGGUUCCUGUUAUACUCCGUAACCAAAGACUUUUAAGACUGAACAUUUCGAACUGUUUGCACCUACAAAGCGAGACGAUACAAGCGGUGGCGGAAAAUUGCCCCUCACUGACUGCACUGUCGCUGAAAGACUGUCAUUGGCUGAAUGUGCCGUCAUUUUUAAUGGUAGCGGUGAGUUGUCGGGAGCUGGAAAAAGUGGACUUAACCUCCUGUUGGGAAAUCAACGACGAAUGCGUCAUGUCUUUGGUAGUAGCGUGCAAGAAGAUCACUCAUCUGUCACUGGCGAAAAUCUACGGGAUAACAAAUCAAGCGAUCGACGCAGUGGCAAAAGGUUGUCCCAGGUUAGAAUAUCUAGAUGUACAAGGCUGUUGGAGGGUCAACAACUUUGCUAUAAGGAAUGUUGGCGAGUACUGUAAACACCUGAAGGUGAUCAAAGUGUCGGACUGUCGGGACGUGACAGAGGCGAGCCUGGCCCGCCUGCGGCUACGCGGCGUCAAAGUAGACGUCCCCGCUCCCGUCGGCCUCAAUCUGUCCCGGGUGGAACACAACUUUGGACGCAGCGAGCUGGUCCCGCCCCUCUACCUACAGAUCUGA